AGAGGGCUCGGUGGUAAGUUGGGACACCGCUUCCAUUCAGUAAGCCCUCCUUCACUCACUAAAUUUUCCUCUUAAGUUUUUCUCUUUUACAUUUCCAAUGGGUUGUUGUAAGUCACGCCCAAAGGAGGAAACUCCAUUGAAAUGCCUCCUGCGUUCCCUGGAUGUCUUGUCUAUUGACUGCAUCAACAAGAAACAACUGAUUUAUUAUUGCACUCAAGUUUGGCCACAGUACCAACUGGAUAAUCGUUCUCGAUGGCCCAAAGACGGGACUUUUGACUACGUCAUUCUCAGAGAUUUAGACGAUUUUUGCCGUCGUAAUGGUAAAUGGUCUGAGGUCAUUCAUAUUCAGCCAUUCUUUGCUCUCCGGGACAACCCUGCCCUAUGCCAAUCAUGCCCGGCCUUUCCACUCCUCCUGGCACGUGGAGAACCCAGCUCUGAUAGCGCAGGGCCCCAUCCGGAGCCUGAUGUGGCUGACCCUCUUUUUGACUCUGCCCCUCUUCCUGCUGAGCAUCUGGUGCCUUCCCCACCUUCUUCACUCUCCUCUCCUUCACCCUCUCUCUCUUCCCCCCCUGCAGCUCACACCCGGUCUCGCACUGGUGGCACACAACCUCCACCAGACCCCAUGUGCCCUUUGCGAGAGGUGGCAGGGGCUGAAGGUGUAAUUAGGGUGCAUGCGCCAUUCUCAAUGUUUGAUAUUGCUCAGAUUGAGAAGAGGCUGGGAUCUUAUGCCCAAGAUUCUAAUAAUUAUGUUAAGCAGUUUAAGAACCUGGCUCAGACCUAUGACCUUACUUGGCAGGACAUAUAUCUAAUACUAUCCUCUACCCUUACUGCUGAGGAAAAAGAAAGGGUGUGGACUGCAGCCCAGGCACAUGCCGAUGAAGCUCACCGCCUAGAUAUUAACUUUCCAGUGGGAGCAACAGCUGUGCCUAGGGAAGAGCCCAAUUGGAAUUAUCAACAUAAUGCUCCUGGGCGGGAAAGCAGAAAUAGGAUGAUAACUUGCUUAGUGGCUGGCCUUCAAAAGGCAGCCUAUCUCCCUGUUAAUUAUGACAAAUUAAACCACAUUACUCAAAGGCCCAAUGAAAACCCGGCAGAAUUUCUUGAGCGCCUUACAGUAGCGCUCCAGCGCUAUACAAGGCUGGACCCAGAGUCACCAGAGGCUAAGGUGGUUCUCAAUACGCAUUUUAUUGCCCAAUCAGCCCCUGAUAUUAGGAAAAAGUUAAAAAAGGCUGAGAACGGUCCUCAGACCCCUCAACGAGAUCUGGUGAGUAUGGCAUUUAAAGUUUUCAAUAAUCGAGAGGAACAGGAGAUUGCCGAUAAGACUGCCCGUGAGAGGGAGAACUAUCAAAUCCUGGCUGCUGCCAUCCGGCCUCCUCUGAGGAGAGGCACCCAACAUACACCACCUGGAGCAUGCUUCAAGUGUGGGCAAGAGGGCCACUGGGCGAAAUUCUGUCCCUCACCACGACCUCCACCUGGACCCUGCCCAAGGUGUGGGCAGCAAGGACAUUGGGGAGUCGAUUGCCCCUCCUCACCUCCACAAGAAUGAAGGUGCCCAGGGCCACCUGCUCCCAACAACCAGACCAUCACAAUGACGGAGCCCAGGGUGUGUUUCUAUGUAGCCGGUAAGUUAAUAUCUUUUCUCUUGGAUACGGGAGCGACUUACUCGGUGCUAUGUCAAUAUACAGGCAAGACUUUUCCCUCCCAGAUCUCGGUGGUGGGUGUAGAUGGCCUACCUACCUGUCCCCCAACUACAGGACCAGUAUCAUGUAAAAUAGAAGACUUUCCCUUUUCACACUCCUUCCUAAUCCUACCUCACUGUCCUACCCCACUCCUAGGAAGGGACUUGCUCUCUAAAUUUCAAGUCUCCCUUUCAUUCCAUAUCCCCAAACAGCCUACACCUGUUCUACUUUUAUCUUUAGAUGAACCUCCACCUGUAACUUCCCAACUAGAUCCUUUCCCUUUACCUCCAGAUCUUGUCAACCCUCUUAUCUGGGAUACUUCCACUCCUACUAUGGCUAGACACCAUACUCCUGUCCUGAUUAAACUUAAAAACCCUACCCAUUUUCCUGGUACUUCCCAAUACCCCAUUUCCCUUAGGCACAGGCAAGGUUUAAAACCCAUCAUCCUUCGCCUUAUUAAACAAGGACUUCUCAGACCCACUAACUCCCCCUUUAACACCCCUAUCCUGCCAGUAGUUAAACCUGAUGGGACCUACCGCCUAGUCCAGGACCUGCGCACUAUUAAUGCUGCAGUCCUUCCCAUUCAUCCUGUUGUGCCUAACCCAUAUACCCUCCUUUCACAGAUACCUCCUGGUAC
This is a messenger RNA of Dipodomys spectabilis (banner-tailed kangaroo rat), 2313 nucleotides long. Its product is annotated as endogenous retrovirus group K member 5 Gag polyprotein-like. The transcript is spliced from 2 exons. Gene Ontology annotation, molecular function: zinc ion binding; nucleic acid binding. Lineage: Eukaryota; Metazoa; Chordata; Mammalia; Rodentia; Heteromyidae. Gene Ontology annotation, biological process: virion assembly. The coding region runs from base 98 to 1543 and encodes 481 amino acids. The record is from RefSeq and is a predicted model, not a curated record.